CUUCAACUCUUCGACACGAAAACUUUGUAAUGAAAAUGUUCGCCAAUCAUCAUGUAUCAUACGCUCCCAAUGAAGAGACCCAUGGCGGCUCUUUCUCAUCGUAUCCUUCUACCUCUUCAUCUUUUUCCUCCGACUCCUCUUCCAGCUCUUGGGAGUCCGAAAUGGUCAUGAUGACCCCGGCUUCCACCCCACGAAGAGGCUCACCUAGCAUGGUUAAAUUGGAGGGGACAUCAGUCCAGAAUCCCUCACCAACUUCGAGUCCUAACAGGUACGAAGCACAAGCAGCAUUUUGUCCGAUAACAUCGAUACCGCAGGAUAUGAUGACUGUGUUUAACGACCCAAAUCUUCUCUUCCAGCCCGAUUCCAACAUGCUAUCAGAGCAAGUAAUGGUCGACUACAGCAGUUUUCACUCCUACAAUAACUUAAACGCAGGUUUAAGCGGCGGCAUGGACAACCACUUGGUCUGUGAUACUUUCCAAGCCAGUCAAACCAUGUCUCUUGAGCCUCCAGCUCUAGUUCUCGACCUCUUCUCCCCAGAAUCCGGUAUGAGCUCUUCUCCAGUAUUUGAAGACUUCGUUGUCCCAUCAGAGACAACAUUUCUCAAUGCUUUCGACAUGCAUUCUCCCAUGGCCCCAGUAAAGUCUCUGCACUUCGACAUCUCGUACGAAACAGAGUUCGAUCCCCACUUCGCUAUAGACGAGGCAUCAGAUGCGGGCAGCAUGUCCUACUACAUGCCAACCCACCAGCCAUCUCAUCACGAACCAGCAUCUUCAUCACCGGCCCCAACACCCUCUCGCACCUCUCUCCGUCAGUCUCUUUACAGACCGCCUCCUUCCGCAGCUGCUCUUCAGCGAGUUCAAGAGAUCAAGGCAGAAGACUUCCCUCCUAGAAGCCACUUUCGAGACACUAAGAGAGAUGAGCUCUACCGAGACCUGAGACGUGAUGGCGCACCCAGCUCUGCUUCUGCCGCUAGACUCAGACGCGUCAAGCGAGAGUCCAAAGACUCCAUCCUGGACGGAUCCAUUCGUCUGGAGCGAAAAGCGAAACGAGUGUGUCUCUUCGAAGGCUGCAACGGGAAAUUCCAACGUCAAGAACACUUGAAACGACACGAGCGAACGCACUUGCAGAACGCUGAGGUCUUCAAAUGUGAAUUCUGCCCAAAGACUUUCGGACGCUCGGAUAAUCUGAAGAGUCAUGUUUACCUGCAUACUUUGCCUGAUGGCACGAAGAAAUCGAGGAGAACGGCAUACAACCCGAAAGCGUCGGCGAAGUGGCAUGAGAUGGACAGGAAGAGAGGGAAGAGUGCUGUGAUGCGCGAUGGUGAUUUCAAGGAUGAGCAAGGAGGCAAAAUUUUGAGGGCUCGAGUCGCCGGGUACUAAGAAAGAGACGAAACAAAUUCGACGUGUGCGGCUCGCAUGAUUCGCUCUGAUGGCUCGAUGGAUGAACAUUUUUAUGAUUGCUUAGCUACGAUGGGAGGGAACGCUGUAGAUGGGCAUUUUUGGGGAGGGAGGUUUUGCACUUUGUGUUUUUGCAUCUUUUUUUGAGGUGGUACGCUGGUUUCCAAGUUUCAAGCGAGACUAUUUCUGCCCCUACUCCGUUCGCUUGGGCUGGAUUUUGUGAUGGGAUGAGGUUUUUGGAGCGAGGUUCAUGGCGGGGUUCUGAUUUGGUUUGGGAGGAACAGUACUUGGUUGAUAUAAUAU
Mollisia scopiformis is the source of this 1700-nucleotide messenger RNA. RefSeq lists its product as uncharacterized. The coding region runs from base 30 to 1379 and encodes 449 amino acids. Gene Ontology annotation, molecular function: RNA polymerase II cis-regulatory region sequence-specific DNA binding; DNA-binding transcription factor activity, RNA polymerase II-specific. Gene Ontology annotation, biological process: regulation of transcription by RNA polymerase II. The transcript has a single exon. NCBI's taxonomy places the organism in Eukaryota, Fungi, Ascomycota, Leotiomycetes, Helotiales, Mollisiaceae. The record is from RefSeq and is a predicted model, not a curated record.